Microthlaspi erraticum is the source of this 1728-nucleotide messenger RNA. NCBI's taxonomy places the organism in Eukaryota, Viridiplantae, Streptophyta, Magnoliopsida, Brassicales, Brassicaceae. The record is from the annotation of a GenBank genome assembly.
AUGGGAACUGUAGUUGGAAGUGUUGAUGACUGCAGAGAGAUGUUUGAGGGCAGUGCUCAAACAAGGAUCUCACCGUUUUCUUCUACAAAUCAGAUUGGAAGUCCUGUUGCCUACAAACUCGUCCGGGUUGCAGGAGAUGGGAGCCUAGUGCCCGCAACCGAUGAAGAAAUUCUGGAGGUCAACGAGACAGAUAUGCAUAUUGCAACAGAUGCUACUAGUCAGGCUGAAGAGUUACCUUCUCGGUCGUCUCAGCUAGAAAGUUCUGAAGGUUUGUUGCAGUCUGACAAUGUGGAACCAUAUAUGGACCAGGUGAAUUCUCGACUUGAGUAUAACGAGGAGAUGUUGCAAGAGGUCGAACAAGAAGAUCGGAUUGGCAUGAUUCAUGGAUCUCAGCUGCUUUCAACUCCUCCGGAUGCGAACAUCCAGUUUUCUUCUAAUGAAAACAACUUGUUUAAUGAUGAAGCUUUGCUGCAGGAACCCACUCCUAUCUCAUCAGAUGUUCAGAAUGAAUGCAAUAAGGCUGAAGCAUACUCAAACGCAGCAGAUAGUCCGAGAGAAACUGAAUCUCCUGCUGCUGCUUCUCAAAAGCCUGAUUUCUCCUUAGUUAGAGGCGAGAUAUGUUUGGAUAAUCUACCGAUCAAAGCACUGCAAGAAACCUUCAGGGCAACGUUUGGCCGUGACACGACUGUUAAGGACAAGACCUGGCUCAAAAGGAGGAUCACAAUGGGACUUACCAACUCCUGUGAUGUACCAACAACGAACCUGACAAUUAAAGAUAAGAAGCUAGUUGCAAAUCAAGAGAAGUCCACUGAUAUGAGUGAUGAGGUAAGAGCCACAAAUCCUUCUGGCCAUAGUCUCAGAGGCAACCACUAUUGUGCUGGUGAGGAAUUUUCCUCUGAAGAGAGGGCUGCAAAGAGAGUUAGGAAACCUACAAAAAGAUACAUUGAGGAACUCUCAGAAACUGAUGAAAAACAGCAAAAUGACAACAAGUCAGUAGUGCUUCCUUCUUCAAAAGAUCAGAGGCUAUCUGAAAAAUCUGAGGUCAGGUCUAUUAGUGUCUCCUCAGGGAAGAGAGUUACUGUCACCAGGAUGGUGUCCCUUGCUGGAUCUGAAAUUGAGGUUCCUUUUGUUUCUCAUGUCCGGAGAAGCCGCCCAAGAGAGAACAUUAUGGCUCUUAUGGAAUCUCAUUCCAGUUGCUUGGAAGCCAAGGCUAGUGCAGGAGACAGUAACCUGAAUCUAAACCCAUCUCAGUUAAACAGUGAUGUUGUGAACCGAGGCUCAGUGUUUGCUACAAGUCACAAUAACAAUGAGGAGCAUAUUCUGAGUGAAGUUGAUCAAGACAUGGAGCCAGAGUACAUGGACUCAUCUGGAAACAGCUCAGAUGACAACAGUAACGUCAAUGUGCCAAUCAUGCAAGGUGCUGGGCUUAGAAGGAAGCAUCAUCGAGCUUGGACUCUCUCUGAGGUUACAAAACUGGUCGAAGGUGUAUCCAAGUAUGGAGCUGGGAAGUGGUCUGAAAUCAAAAAGCUUUCCUUUUCAUCUCAUUCAUACCGUACCUCUGUAGAUCUCAAGGACAAAUGGCGAAAUCUUCUAAGAGCAAGCUUUGCUCAAAGCCCAUCAAACAAUAUGGGAAGUCUCAAGAAACAUGGGUCCAUGCACAUUCCUAUGUCGAUUCUGUUGCAAGUAAGGGAGCUCGCAGAGAAGCAAUCACUGGUUCCUACCCGGUGA